AUGGCUGCCUCCCCAGGAAGCCUCUGCCCCACGGCGGUGGGCAAGGUGACUGAAAUCUCCCAGUUCAGGGAUGUGAGGCCUGGAUUGGGGUCCUAUGUGGCCUUGAAUGAGAGGAGGGCCUUGGGCCCUCGCCAGACCUUUCUGGAGGGAUCCUGCUUUGAGAUCCCUUCGAAGGAUGACCCCGAGCAACUGCCCGACCCCUUCAAUGACCUCUCUGUGGGGGGGUGGGAAAUCACAGACGAGCCUGUGGGCCGCCUGUCCGUAUGGGCCGUGUCUCUGCAGGGAAAGGUGUGGUACAGAGAGGAUGUCAGCCACCCCAACCCUGAAGGCUCAUCGUGGUCCCUCAUGGACACCCCAGGGGAGGCGGUACAGAUCAGCUGUGGGCCCCACGACCUCCUGUGGGUCACGCUCUGGGAGGGGCAGGCCUUGGUCCGGGAAGGAAUCAACAGGAACAAUCCCAAAGGAAGUUCCUGGUCCAUAGUGGAGCCUCCCACAUCUGAAAAUGGGAUCAUGCACGUCUCCGUGGGAGUCAGCGUGGUCUGGGCCAUCACCAAGGACCGGAAAGUGUGGUUCCGAAGAGGCAUCAACUCGCACAACCCCUGUGGCACCAGCUGGAUCGAGAUGGUCGGAGAAAUGACGAUGGUGAACGUGGGGCUGAAUGACCAGGUGUGGGGCAUUGGCUGUGAGGACCGGGCCAUAUACUUCCGUCAGGGUGUCACCCAGAGCGAGCUCAGUGGGAAAACAUGGAAGGCCAUCGUCGCCAGCCGAGAGUGUGACCGGUCACACUCUGGUAGCUCAUCAAGUCUCCUCAGUGCCGGCUGCUUCUUCGGCGACGAGGUGAGGGGCAGUGGUGAGUCCUGUGCACCGAGCGACACGGACGCCUCCUCAGAAGCCGAGAGACCAGGUCCAGACCGGCCUGGCCCUGCAGAGUCUGGAGACAGUCCCGGGAAGCCCAGGGACAGCUUGGCCCCAGGCUCAGGCACCGGCAGGACCACAGAGCCCAACGAGGAGGAGGUCGCUGGCCCUGCCAUUCAGACCCCGGGGCUUGAGCCUUGCCCUGGCCCGGCCUCCACCCUGGCUGAACUGCCCUGGACCAAUAUUGACCUGAAGGAGCCCAGGAGAGCACCCAGCCGCUCGGCUGCUGGCUUUCCAGAGACCACUGGCCUCUCCUCGCUGGGGCUCCUCCCGCUGGGCUUGGAGGAGCCCUACGGGGCUGAUGACCACCCCCUCUGGGCCUGGGUGUCAGGAGGAGACUGCGCCGUGGAGGCCCACACCGUGCUCAAGUGGUUCACCGUCCAGUCGGGCCUGUCCCCCUCGAUGCAGACGCUGUCCCUGUCCAUCACGCCGGCCCAGACCGCCGCCUGGCGGAAGCAGAUCUUCCAGCAGCUCACGGAAAGGACCAAGCGGGAGCUGGAGAACUUCCGGCACUACGAGCAGGCGGUGGAGCAGUCGGUGUGGGUGAAGACGGGGGCCCUGCAGUGGUGGUGUGACUGGAAGCCUCACAAGUGGGUGGACGUCCGCGUGGCCCUGGAGCAGUUCACGGGGCUCGACGGGGCUCGGGACAGCAUCCUUUUCAUCUACUAUGUGGUCCACGAGGAGAAGAAGCUGGUGGCCAUGGUGAAGGUCACCCGUCAGCCAGCUGCCAGCGGAGAGUCAACACCGGGACAGUGGCUCCGGUGUGGGGUGGGGAAGCCAGAUAGGCGGGGAGGGGACGGGCCGGGAAGGCCCGGGGAGCUGGCCACCCUCACCUUGGAAGCAGCUGCCGCCGCCCGUGUAGACCCAGGCCGUGUGGUCGUAGCCGAUGCCCCACACCACACCCUGGCCGUUGGCUUCCACCACCCCUCGUACCACGGGUACAAAACCAUGAAGGAUUUUGUGAGGAGAAGGUGCUGGGCUAGAAAGUGCAAGCUGGUGACCAGUGGGCCUUGGCUGGAGGUGGGCCCUCUUGCCCUUGCGGAUGUGUCCAUCAUCCCGGAGAGCCCAAGCACCAACAGAAGUGGGCACAGCAUCGCCCUCUGGGCCAUCAGUGACAAGGGGGAUGUGCUGUGUCGUCUGGGUGUGUCUGAGCUCAACCCCGCGGGCUCCUCCUGGCUGCAUGUGGGCACUGACCAGCCUUUCACUUCUGUCUCCAUCGGGGCCUGCCACCAGGUGUGGGCCGUGGCCAGGGAUGGCUCCGCCUUCUACCGGGGCUCCGUGUCCCCUGCCCAGCCGGCCGGUGACUGCUGGUACCACAUCCCGUCCCCCCCCAAGCAGAGACUGAAGCAGGUGUCCGUGGGGCAGACGUCAGUGUAUGCCUUGGAUGAAAACGGAAACCUGUGGUAUCGCCAGGGGGUGACGCCCAGCUACCCGCAGGGUUCCAGCUGGGAGCAUGUGUCCAACAACGUGCGCCAAGUGUCCGUGGGGCCCCUGGACCAGGUCUGGGUUAUCGCCAACAAGGUCCAGGGGAGCCAUAGCCUGAGCCGGGGGACCGUAUGUCAUCGCACAGGGGUACAGCCUCGAGAGCCCAAGGGGCAAGGCUGGGACUACGGCAUUGGGGGGGGCUGGGAUCACAUCUCCGUCCGGGCCAAUGCCACCAGAGCCCUCAGGGGCAGGUCCCAGGAGAGAGCUGCCGAAUGCAGUGGGGAGCGGGGCCUCCCCGGCGCACCCUCGGGGGUGGCCGGCGUCCCGCAGGAGGCCCCCGGCCUGGUCCGCUGCUGA
Molecule: messenger RNA, 2697 nt
Organism: Puma concolor (puma)
Lineage: Eukaryota; Metazoa; Chordata; Mammalia; Carnivora; Felidae
Source: RefSeq, a predicted model, not a curated record